UUCCACCGUCGACGGGAUCCACAGUUACGGUUUGUUCUGCCUCUUUAACCGUCGAGUUGAGUAAGAAAGUCAACUUAUUCCAAUCUGACGUCAGGAUCUAUUGUGUUUCUUUAUCGUCAACCCUCCUAGAGAAGAACGGUGCACAUUGUAGAUUCACGUGCUUGGCUCCAUAACCAAUCCAAUCACCCUCUUUGGAUCAAGCGGCCCAGGUGAGAUAUCCCCACAAAUUCAAGUAUUCAACUCUCUUAAUAGUCUUAUUACUCAUUUUGUUCUUUCCCUUUUUACGCCUCUCACUCUCUUUCCCCCCCUUUCUGCUUCUUCUUCUUCUUCUUCCCGCUCUGUACCAACUACCAACCAAGUCCCGACUCCCUCGUUUAGCUUUGCUUCAAGCUUCAAGGAAGAAGAAAAAGAACAAGUAUUGUCCUCCCUCCCUCUCUCUCUCUCUCUCUGUACCAAAACCAAAAACGCCACUCCUUUUUUCCUUUCCAACCACGCAUCUCACGCGGCGAUACACCUAACCUUUCCCUCUUUCCCCUCUUCCUCCAACGAUGGGAUAUGUAUUGAACACCUGAGAGUUACUGAGCAGAAUCCAGAUCAUCCCGGUGCUCAGCCGGGCUCCGGUCCAAAUGCAUCCCGCCACCGAUUCAGCGCGGUCGCAGUCACCAACCCAAGUUCUGGAACUCAUCAAUCAACUCCUUCCUCUCCUUCUAUUCUCUUCUCUCACCGUCAAGGCCUUUGUUGGACGAUGGCAGGUUAUUCGCAACAAGCUUACCUCUCUUCGUUCCUCCGUUUCUGAUAUCUCCGAUUGCCCCCACUGGUCGGAGAAUCCACUCCUCCAUGACCUCCUCCCUAACCUUCUCUCCACCCUCCACAAGACAAAGUCCCUCUCCGACCUCUGUCACAACCCUUCGUCCUACACCGGCGGAAAGCUUCUCUUGCAGAGCGACCUCGACAUGGCCUCCGCAUCCCUUUCUUCCGACCUCCACGACCUUGACUUGCUCCUCAAAUCCGGCGUCCUCCGCCAAUCCAAUGCCAUCGUCCUCUCCCAACCUGGUCCCGGCUCCGGCAAAGAGGAGCUAGGUUUUUUUAUCCGCGACCUUUUCGCUCGCUUGCAGAUCGGGGGCAUUGAGUUCAAGAAGAAGGCCCUGGAUUCGCUGCUCCAGCUUCUCAGAGAAGACGACAAGGCUGCUGUUCUGGUCCCAAAAGAGGGCGAUGUUGGUUGCUUGGUCCAUUUGCUCGACUCCAGCAAUCCAUCUCCCGCAGUUCGAGAGCAAGCGGCGCUGGCUGUUUCUCUCCUUGCCACCGCCAGCGACUCAUCUAGGAAUUGCGUCUUCGAAGAAGGGGGUUUGGGCCCUCUGCUUCGUCUUCUCGAGACGGGAUCUUCGGGUUUGAAAGAGAAGGCCGCCAUGGCAGUCGAGGCAAUCACCGCCGACCCGGAAAACGCAUGGGCCAUCUCUGCAUACGGUGGCGUCCCUGUGUUGGUGGAGGCGUGUCGAUCGGGAUCGCCUAUCACGCAGACGCACGCGGCCGGUGCGAUAAAGAAUGUUGCCACCGUCGAAGAUAUUAGGUUGGCGCUGGCGGAGGAAGGGGUGGUGCCGGUUCUGGUCCAGUUAUUGGUUUCAGGUACCGGCUCCGCCCAAGAGAAAGCGGCUAAUUGCCUUUGGAUCCUGGCCUCAUCGAGCGAGGAUUUUAGGGUUUCCAUACAAGAGGAAGGAGGACUACAGAGGCUUCUUCAGCUGUUACAGGAAUCAUCGAGUCCGGAUACAACAGAGCAAGUCCUACGGGCGAUUUACGCACUCUCGGCUUCGGCUACAACUGCAAGGAUCCUAUCAUCCUCUUCCCCAUUCCUGAUGCAGCUCUCCGAGCUGAUUAAGGACGGAAACCUAAUGAUCCAGCAGGUAUCAGCAUCUCUACUCGUUAACCUAUCAAUAAGCGAUGGAAGCAAGAGGGCCAUGGCAGGGUGCAUGGGUUCACUAGUAAAAAUGGUGGAGUCUUCGAAGCCGGCAGGGUUACAGGAUGUGGCAGCACAAGCACUUAUCUCUCUGUUAACUGUUCGAUCCAAUCGGAAGGAUCUGGCGAGGGACGAGAAGAGUAUGCUGAGGUUGGUUCAGAUGUUGGAUCCUCAGAACGAAUUGGUCUGCAAGAAACUUCCGUUGUCGGUGAUAUCAGCGAUCUUGCCCGGAAGCGGCAAGGCAAGCCGGAAGAGGAUUGCGGCGGCGGGAGCUUUCCCUCAUUUGCAGCAGCUCGCCGACAAUGAUGUCGCCGGCGCAAAAAAGGCGUUGCAGAGACUUUCCGGCAACCGACUCAAGAAUAUCUUCGCCAGGACUUGGAGGGAAUAACAAACAAAGAUACUAACCCACAAAGGGACUCGUUUGGAGGGGAUUUCUAACCGUCGAGAAAUCUACUGUUCCAAGACAAGAAAGUGAGAAACAAAAACACAUUUUCGAAUACUCCAAGAUUUUUAACAUUAUUUUAUUAUCUUCUAGGAAACAAAAACUCCAAAAAAAAAAAAAAAGGAAGAAAAAGAGAGAAUGUCUCCAGUCUUUUUUCAUAGGGAGAAGAGAAAUAAGGGUUUCUAGUAAUUCUAAAUUAGUGUUUUCUCUAUGGUAUAUAAAGUGACAAGAUAGAAGCAUGGAUGCGGUUUUUUAAGGAGUAUCCUCUUUCUUAACUUCAAUAUAUAUAUAUAGAUAUAGAAUUUUUUUUUUAUAACAAAUGUAUUUUUUUCUGAUUAUUGUUUGACUUGUGAGAGAACUUCUUUUUUUUAUUUUAUUUUAUUUUAAUUUAAUGGUUGUUUGAUAA
Molecule: messenger RNA, 2799 nt
Organism: Macadamia integrifolia
Lineage: Eukaryota; Viridiplantae; Streptophyta; Magnoliopsida; Proteales; Proteaceae
Product: ARM REPEAT PROTEIN INTERACTING WITH ABF2
Exons: 2
Coding region: 627-2339 (570 amino acids)
Molecular function (GO): protein binding
Source: RefSeq, a predicted model, not a curated record